This is a messenger RNA of Osmerus eperlanus (European smelt), 3825 nucleotides long. It is a transcript of the gene nr2f5, whose product is annotated as nuclear receptor subfamily 2, group F, member 5. Bases 850 to 2064 code for a protein of 404 amino acids. Lineage: Eukaryota; Metazoa; Chordata; Actinopteri; Osmeriformes; Osmeridae. The record is from RefSeq and is a predicted model, not a curated record. The transcript has 4 exons. Gene Ontology annotation, molecular function: RNA polymerase II cis-regulatory region sequence-specific DNA binding; zinc ion binding; nuclear receptor activity. Gene Ontology annotation, biological process: regulation of transcription by RNA polymerase II; anatomical structure development; cell differentiation.
UUCACCAAAUUCUAACUAUGAUUCUCAGAGAUGAGACCGACAGCCGACGGGUGAAGUACAGUUGAUUGGCAAAUCUAUCUCCCUGUAAACAUCCUGCAUCUACCACAGAGUGCACCAUUCGGAACGUUUCUAUUCAAACCUUUUCGCGGCGCGUAAGAACAGAGCAACGAGAACAACUUUUCGGGAUUGCGUUUAAACGUUCCGGAUAGUUGGAACGAAAACUUAAAUCCCAGAACAGCGUAAAGGGUCAGUGUUGUUUAGUAUGACGGUCAAUCGAGCCUCAAGUUUGUCAAGAGAACUUUUAUUUGUAUGCAGCAAAAAGUAGACCACAUAUCAGCAAGAGAAGAGCUCUUCAUGCGCGACUGAUUAGACAAAUAUCCUUGUUUCCAGAAAAAGACAAGGUCAUUUGUGUAUUUUGCGGCGUAUGGAAAGAGCCAUGCAAACAACUUUCAAAGAGACCGUAUUUCUUCUUCAGUCAGGACGCGGCACACUUUAUUGAUUGUCGACUCUAAGAGACAUUAACUUUGAGAGCUUGUUUAUGGAUUUCUGUGUAGAGGUACACUACAAGGUUCCAUUCUUACGUAAUGGUCAUGUUGUUGACAUACUGUCUUAGUAAACUUUGUUAGGAGUUUACAGAAAAAAAAGGCUACAUCCACCACGGGUGACUUCAUGUAAAGAGAUUAGCCUAUAUAUUUAAAAAAUAUACAACAUAGUUUCAUUUCUGGAGGAAGUGGGAAGCGCCUUUUCGCCCUGCCUUGUUUUCCCAAGACGUCAGAACGGAUCUUUAUCUCCUCCCCGCGCUACGGAGUCGGACUCUAUCUGUGGGUUAACCAAAGUGUUUAGGAUAGCAUGGCAAUGGUAGUAAACCAGUGGCAAGAGAACAUUUCGGCGGAUCCCGGAUCCCAGCUCCAGAUUUGCAGUCAGGAGCAAGGUGGGACACCGGGAACCCCCAAUGGUUCCACCCCGGGAAACGAUACUCUUUCCGGGGACAAGAUCCCCAACGUGGACUGCAUGGUGUGCGGAGAUAAGUCCAGUGGCAAGCACUAUGGCCAGUUCACUUGCGAGGGCUGCAAAAGCUUUUUCAAGCGAUCUGUGAGAAGAAACCUCAGUUACACCUGCCGUGGAAACCGCGACUGCCCCAUCGACCAACAUCAUCGGAACCAGUGCCAGUACUGCCGACUCAAGAAGUGCCUAAAAGUCGGCAUGAGAAGAGAAGCUGUCCAGAGAGGCCGCAUGUCCAACUCUCAGUCCAGCCCGGGUCAGUAUUUGACCAAUGGCAGCGACCCAUACAACAGCCAGCCCUACCUAUCAGGUUUCAUCUCUUUGCUCCUGCGUGCCGAGCCCUACCCUACGUCCCGUUAUGGAGCCCAGUGCAUGCAGGGAAACAACCUGAUGGGCAUUGAGAACAUCUGUGAGUUGGCGGCCCGGUUGCUCUUCAGCGCGGUGGAGUGGGCCAAGAACAUCCCCUUCUUCCCCGACCUUCAGCUCAUGGACCAGGUGGCGCUGCUGCGCAUGUCGUGGAGCGAGCUCUUUGUGCUGAACGCCGCGCAGUGCUCCAUGCCCCUGCACGUGGCGCCCCUGCUGGCGGCGGCCGGCCUGCACGCCUCGCCCAUGUCCGCGGAGCGCGUGGUCGCCUUCAUGGACCACAUCCGUGUGUUCCAAGAGCAGGUGGAGAAGCUCAAGGCCCUGCAGGUGGACACGGCCGAGUACUCCUGCCUCAAGUCCAUCGUGCUCUUCACUUCCGAUGCCAUGGGUCUGUCAGACGUGGCUCACGUGGAGAGCAUCCAGGAGAAGUCCCAGUGUGCCCUGGAAGAGUAUGUCCGGAACCAGUACCCCAGCCAGCCCAACCGCUUCGGCCGCCUCCUCCUCCGCCUGCCCUCGCUGCGCAUCGUCUCGUCGCCUGUCAUCGAGCAGCUCUUCUUCGUGCGCCUGGUGGGCAAGACCCCCAUCGAGACGCUGCUGCGCGACAUGCUGCUGUCCGGCUCCAGCUACAACUGGCCCUACAUGCCCGCGGUGCAGCGCGACCGGCCCAUCUCCCUCCACUACAACGAGAACGGGCCCUGAGAAGGGAAGAGGAAGGAGUAGUCGCGGGAAUCAGGCCCAAACCGUGUUUUCGGUCAUCCGUCUCUUGCUCCCUCUGGCCUCCUUGUCCGGCUCCUCAGUAUUUCCCAAUCCACUAACCUCACUUCCCCUUCUGAAACCUAGUCUUGACCAGCUGACCACCACCACGAUACUCCUGGCCAGCCACAGUUAACCCAUCCAGCCAAUCACAUGCCUCUUCUUGGAGGAGGGGGCCACGGCCUAAUAGAGAAAGUGCCGGCGACACAUGACAUGAGACAGACUGAGUGGUGAACGGAAGUUAUUGAGCUGUUUGCUAGUCGGUCUGUUGGACUCAAGAUGGUUGUCACUAGAUCUGAAAUGUUGCUAGCUACUCUUUUGUCAAUCUCGCAUUUAAAGGGAUUGUGUCCAAGAAUCCUCCACAGUAUGGUAAGACAGCAAGACCUUUGCCUGAUUGAACUUCUCAACCCACAGUGUCAGGCCCAAGAUUUGCUAUUAACAUUUUUUGGACGAAAACCAGAAGCCAUUAAAAAAAAAAAGAUGCCAAAUUUCCUUGGACUUCUCCGAAGACAUUAUUGUGUGUGUAUUAGCACUGUUUGUAUUGAGAGAAAAACUCAUGAUUGUGUUCAAAUGUAUGUCAUGGAAUUAUACAGUAGGCAUCCACAGAGAAGGUGUUUGAUGGGGAAAAGCUCAGGUUUGAGGGUUGGGGGAUAGACGAACGUGCCAAUAUUAGUAGGACAAACAGACAUGCCUCACCAGAGGCAGAACACACUUAUAAGCAGCCCGUGCCAAAGCUGAAAAAUUGACAUUGUUUGGAAUAUUUUUUUGGUUGUGUUGGUGACAAAAGAAACUUUUGGUUUGUCUAUGAUUGACUUUUGACUUCUAUUUAGAUCUCUGAGGAAGUAAGAGUUUGUAAAAAAAUAAAUAAUAAUAGGCACUUGCAUUGUGAAAUUAGCCCGAGCUCACACUCCAGCCAAAACACAGCACUGGUAGAUUGUCACUCAGAUGCCAUUUUGGAAGGAUGGGAAACUUACAGGACCACAAGCAUGUCGUUCCAGUGUUACCUUUGUCUGUUAAUGUUUAUAACCGAGAAGAGUAACACUCAGGGUACUAAAAUGCCCACAAAGUGCUGUCAUAGGAAUGAUAUAACACAUUUUUAGAUUGUUUUCAGUCCUAAUUGUCAGCCCACUGCAGCUGCCAUUGUUACCAGUCCAAUUCUGAGCAUUUUAAAACUGAAAAUUAGCUGGACUUGCCUUAGAACAAAGAUUUUGUCACUGAGCAUUUAUUUUAUGACUGUGCCAUAAUCUGUUGUUACCUGUUAUAACAGGCAUUAGGACCUCCUUAUGACACUGUCAUGGUAGGCCACCCACUGCAACUUCAGUGUCACUCGAGAAAGCAGGAUACAGUACUAUAGCAAAACGUAUCAUUAACCUCCAAACCUCUAGUAAAGUACACCCCCCCCCCUCACCCCUCCGCAGUGGUGGAUUUUUACUGUGACUUGUAUCUUAUUUUUUAUUUUUUUUACAGUCAGGCUACAAGACAUAUUUGAUUGUUUGGAGUGUAAUCUCAAGCUUUGAACAUGGCACUCUGGUAACAGCAACAAUAGUUUUGGGAUUUGAAAGCCAUUUGGGACCUUAGAGAUCAGGACAGUCUGUUGAUAAAGUUAGUUCACAUAAUAUUUCUAUGAGAGUAUGUUGUUUUUUUUCUCUAUUUUUGUUUGGAAAAAUGGAUACAUUAAUUGAAAUAAAAAAUCAGUUGUUCACAGUG